Molecule: messenger RNA, 312 nt
Organism: Adineta ricciae
Lineage: Eukaryota; Metazoa; Rotifera; Eurotatoria; Adinetida; Adinetidae
Source: the annotation of a GenBank genome assembly
AUGAACAUAUUGUUAAAACAAAAUCUUCCCAGAUAUGCUUGGCAGCAGCAAUGCUAUCUAUCAACUAGUCCAAUUGUUCAUAGUUGGUUUGUUAAAUUAACAAAUGUCACGCAAGUCAACACCGAAGCCGCCGUACCCAAACAUACUCGAAAACGAAAUUAUCCAUUGACCUAUGAACAACGGCAAUUUCCAAAAUUAAUCGGACAUACGAAGACGUGGAACACAUUCAAUACAUCAAAUCUACGCGAUGUUCAUCUACGGCACUUGGCAUUCAUUAUUUGUUUCCGAAUUGAUUAUCAAACGACGACAUAA